This is a messenger RNA of Lolium rigidum, 826 nucleotides long. RefSeq names its product zinc finger CCCH domain-containing protein 37-like. NCBI's taxonomy places the organism in Eukaryota, Viridiplantae, Streptophyta, Magnoliopsida, Poales, Poaceae. Gene Ontology annotation, molecular function: metal ion binding. The record is from RefSeq and is a predicted model, not a curated record. The transcript has a single exon. The coding region runs from base 41 to 826 and encodes 261 amino acids.
ACUGUCACUCCUCUCAACCUCUCUCUCUCUCCACUCGGCCAUGGCGAGCCACGCCCACGAGCACGGCCUCUACCUCGACCCGGCCGCGCUGGCCUACUCCUGGGCCGAGCCGGACAACAUCCCGCCGCAGCUCCUCGUGGCCCUCGGCGAGUACCUCUCCUGCUCCUCCCCCUCCGCCGACGCCGACCCCGAGUCCGAGGCGGACGACGACGACUUCAUGAUGUACGAGUUCAAGGUGCGGCGCUGCGCGCGCGCGCGGAGCCACGACUGGACCGCCUGCCCCUACGCGCACCCGGGGGAGGCGGCGCGGCGCCGGGACCCGCGCCGCGUCGCCUACUCCGGGGACCCCUGCCCGGACUUCCGCCGCAGGCCCGGCGGCGCCGCGUGCCCGCGCGGGGCCGCAUGCCCGCUCGCGCACGGCACCUUCGAGCUCUGGCUCCACCCGUCCCGCUACCGCACCCGCCCCUGCCGCGCGGGGCCCGCAUGCCGCCGCCGCGUCUGCUUCUUCGCGCACGCCGCCGACGAGCUCCGCGGCUGCAAGGGCGGGGCCGCCGGGGAGUACUCCUCGCCGCUCGCGCUCUCGCCCAAGUCCACCCUCACCUCGCUCUGGGAGUCGCCCCCCGUGUCGCCGGUUGAGGGCAGGGUCGUCAGGUGGGUGGACGAGGACGACGCCGACGCCGAGGUCGAGGAGCUCAUGCUCGCCAUGCGUCACCUCAGCUUCGCAAAGCCCAAGCCGUUUUCUUCUGCCGGAACGCAGCAGGUGCUGCCGCCGGUGACGGAGGAUGACGGGCCAGACCUCGGCUGGGUGUCCGAGCUGGUCAUGUGA